AUGGGAGGCAGUUGGUACACCGAUCCCGGAUCUGGAGCCAACUACCUGUGUCUACCACCCAAUCCAGCUGGCGGUACCAUAGCGAAACCUGCCUCCUAUUCUCACCUUGGCGGCGCCGAAUACGAAGUCUCGAACCGGUUAGAGAACAACCAAGAUGCGCUGUGUGCCGUGUGUUUCGUGAAAAACCGCUCAUCCAACAUCAUGAUACCCGGCACAAACAGCUGUCCGUCUGGGUGGACCACCGAGUACACGGGUUUACUCAUGACCGGAAACAACGGACACGCCGGGUCAUCGGAGUUCAUCUGUGUGGACAGCAAACUGGAAGGCCGCAUCGACUCAAAUGCUGACCGGGACGGCAGGCUGCUGUUACUGGUGGCUAGCUUCUGUGGCAGUCUACCCUGUCCUCCUUACCAGAACAACAACAUCCUGCAAUGCGUUGUUUGCUCCAAAUUUUAUUCGUGGAUAUCAGCCAGGAGUGGCCGAGACUGCACUUUUAAUUUCUGGACCGGGAAAGGGAGGAUUUUACCAAGAAGUUUUUUUUUUUUUUCAUUUCUCAGGCGAUUACUCCAGGCAGUGCGGUGGUACGUGGCCGGCAGUUUGUACACUAAGUUUGGAUCUGGAGCCAACUUCCUGUGUCUACCACCCAAUCCCGUAGCCAGUACCAUAGCGAAACCUGGCUCCGUGGCCAACCUGUACGGCGCCGAGUACGAAGUGACGAACCGUGCAGAGAACGACUAUGACGCGCUGUGUGCCGUGUGCUUCGUGAAAAACCGUACAGCCAACAUCAUGGUACCCGGCACCAACAAGUGUCCGACUGGGUGGACCACCGAGUACACGGGUUUACUCAUGAGCGGAUACGACGGACACGCCGGGUCAUCGGAGUACAUCUGUGUGGACAGCAAAUUGGAAGGUCGCGUCGGCUCAGGCGCUAACAACAACGGCAGGCUGAUGUACUACGUGGCUGGCGUCUGUGGCAGUCUACCCUGUCCUCCCUACGUGAACAACAACAUCCUGCAAUGCGUUGUUUGCACCAAGUGAGAGACCAUUAAUAUUUUCAUCUGUAUCCAACAAGAAGGUCUCUACAAUGCCUUCUCCUCCUAUGAUCCGAUCCGAUCAAAGAUUAAUUAUAACUUUGCUUUUCUU
Molecule: messenger RNA, 1143 nt
Organism: Pomacea canaliculata
Lineage: Eukaryota; Metazoa; Mollusca; Gastropoda; Architaenioglossa; Ampullariidae
Exons: 3
Coding region: 1-1038 (345 amino acids)
Source: RefSeq, a predicted model, not a curated record